UGUGUGUGUGCGUGUUUCAAAGUGUGUAAGGGUGCUCAGUGCAUGUGAAGCACGAGAGAGAGGGACAGAGAGAGAGAGAGAGAGAGAGAGAGAGAGAGAGAGAGAGAAAGAAAGAGAGUCAUUGCGCGUGCCUGCCACGCGCUAAAAAGUCCAGUCACAAGCAGCGGGGACGUGCACCACACAAGUCCUCCUGUCUUUACACUUCACGCCCGACAAGACCACCGGACCGGAACGACCACAGGAGGACUAAGAAAGACAGGGGACGUCAAUUAAGAUAAGGAGCACGCGGUUCCCUACCCCGUGCGUCAUGCCGCCCGCGCUCCGAGCCGCCUGACGCGCCUCCAGCCACUGCCGCCUUCUCUAACGCCGCCGCGAGCAUGAAGACGACGCGUAAGUGUCGCGCUCUUCUGUCGGUGGGCCUGAACCUGGUGGCGCUGCUGUUUUCCACCACGGCCUUCAUCACCACGUACUGGUGCGAGGGCACGCAGCGGGUGCCCAAGCCCAACUGUAGCGCACAGCGACGCCACAACUGUAUCGACUACGGCGUCAACGAGACGGACCAGAGCAAGGUGCACUACAGCUGGGAGACCGGCGACGACCGCUUCCUCUUCAGACGCUUCCACACGGGAAUCUGGUACUCGUGCGAGGAAAACAUCCACGAGGCAGGUGAGAAGUGUCGCAGCUUCAUUGACCUGGCCCCCGCCUCGGAGAGAGGCGUGCUGUGGCUGUCGGUGGUGUCGGAGGUCCUGUACAUCCUGCUGCUAGUGGUGGGCUUCAGCCUGAUGUGUUUGGAGCUCUUCCACUCGAGCAACGUCAUCGACGGACUCAAGCUGAACGCCUUUGCUGCCGUUUUCACUGUGCUGUCCGGUCUUCUGGGAAUGGUGGCCCACAUGAUGUACACUCAAGUGUUUCAGAUCACCGUCAGUCUGGGUCCUGAAGAUUGGAGGCCUCACAGCUGGGAUUAUGGAUGGUCUUUUUGCAUGGCGUGGGGUUCCUUCACGUGCUGCAUGGCCGCCUCGGUCACCACGCUCAACUCCUAUACCAAGACAGUGAUCGAGUUUCGCCACAAGCGCAAACUCUUUGAGCAGGGUCUCCGUGAGGAGCAGAACUUCCUGGACCAGGAGGCCUUCCACUACUUCCGAGAGCGCUCCUUGCAGUCUAUCUCGGGCACGCUGGACAUCUAUCCGGGUCCUGGGGGCAUCCCCGGGCCCCCUCCGGAUCCAGUGGUGGGUCGGUCCAAGAUGAGAACCGCUUCCGUUGACUUGGGCGAGAACACGGACUCGCUGGGGGAGGAGCAGUGCUGAAAAAGGUCACAGAGAUGGUUCUGAGCCAGAACCUGGACCUGGUUCUCGCAUUACAAUUUGAAUUUGUAGCCGCCUUUACUUUAUUAAGACUUGACAAGACAAAUGGAAAUUUCAAUGAAACAAAACUUGAAUUGUACACUUUGUCCAUACAUGUAAUAACAAAAUAUGACAUACAGUAUAAUGCAACAACCAAUACACUGUAUCAGAUCCUUAAAAUUUGUGGAUUUUUUUCCAUUUUUGUUUGAAACACAUUUCACAUUUAUGUGUAGUAUUUGGAUGUAAUUUUCAAUAUAUAAUUAAUCAGAGGGUGGGUUUGCACGUCUGCUUCACAGUACAGAGGUGCAGGGUUCGAUUAUGGCUGCGGCCUUCCUGUGUGGAGUUUGCAUGUUCUCCCCGUGCCUGCGUGGGUUUUCUCCGGGUAUUCCAGUUUCCUCCCACAUUCCAAAACAUGCAUGGCAGGCAAAUGGAAUACUGUACUCUAAAUUGCCCCUCUGUGUGAGUGUGAACGCGGAUGUUUGUUCGUUUCUGUGUGCCCUGUGAUUAGCUGUCAAACCAGUUCGGUCUGUAUGCCACCGAAUGCCCGAAGACAGCUGGAAUAGGCUCCAGCACGCUCGUGACCCUCGUGAGGCUAAGUGUAUUAGAAAAUGGAUGGAUGGAAUAAAUAAAACAACAGCAAUGAGAGCUUGCCGAAAACAUUUUAAUCUCUAACAUCGAGUAACAUUAGCUAAAAUUAGCCACAGUCCCACUACGCUUGCAGUUACCGAUUUCUACAUUUCCAC
This is a messenger RNA of Hippocampus zosterae (dwarf seahorse), 2083 nucleotides long. It is a transcript of the gene gsg1l, whose product is annotated as gsg1-like. The transcript is spliced from 5 exons. Gene Ontology annotation, cellular component: plasma membrane. Bases 378 to 1304 code for a protein of 308 amino acids. The record is from RefSeq and is a predicted model, not a curated record. Lineage: Eukaryota; Metazoa; Chordata; Actinopteri; Syngnathiformes; Syngnathidae.